Ochotona curzoniae (black-lipped pika) is the source of this 1953-nucleotide messenger RNA. RefSeq names its product plasmalemma vesicle associated protein (gene PLVAP). The record is from RefSeq and is a predicted model, not a curated record. Gene Ontology annotation, cellular component: caveola. The transcript is spliced from 6 exons. Lineage: Eukaryota; Metazoa; Chordata; Mammalia; Lagomorpha; Ochotonidae. Bases 104 to 1459 code for a protein of 451 amino acids. Gene Ontology annotation, biological process: regulation of vascular permeability; positive regulation of cellular extravasation.
ACACCGCCCGCGGCGGGGCCCGCAGAGCGCGGCGAGGCGAGCUGGGCUGAGCAGAGCCGAGCGCACCUUCCUCCGGCACCUGCCCGGCGACCUCGGACGCGCGAUGGGGCUGAGCGUGGAGCGCGACCGGCCGUACGCGCGCGCCGGCGGCGCCUCGCACGGCUGCUGGUAUUACCUGCGCUACUUCUUCCUCUUCGUGUCGCUCAUCCAGUUCCUUAUCAUCUUGGGGCUCGUGUUGUUCAUGAUCUACGGCAACGUCCACGUGGCCACCGAGUCCAACCUGCAGGCCACCGAGCGCCGCGCCGACGGCCUCUAUGGCCAGGUGCUGGGCCUCACGGCCACGCGCACCAACCUCACCAAGGAGCUCAACGUUACGGCGCGCGCCAAGGAGGCCAUCAUGCACAUGCUGCUGGGCGCCCGCCGCGACCUGGACCGCAUCAAUGCCAGCUUCCGCCAGUGCCAGACUGAUCGGGUCACCGAUGCAUUACAUAUGAAGUACAUGGCUGCCAUCAUCGUCAGCGAGCAGAAAUGCCAGGAACAAUUGAAGAAAGACAACGAGAGCUGUAAUGCUUUGAUGUCCACGCUGGACCAGAAGGGCAAGAUGUUAGAGCUGGAGCUGACCAAGGAGAGAGUGAUAUGCACCAAGGACAAGGAGGGGCUGGUGCUGGCGAAGCGAGUGAUGGAGGAACAGCUGGCCGAGCACGGCAAGAACCUGGGGCAGCAUCAGCUGGCACGCCAGCUGGCAGAGCAACAGCUGCAGAAGGUGCAAGGCCUGUGCCUGAUGCUGGACAAGGACAAGCUACACGAAGGCCUGCUGAAGGCGUUCGAGAGUUCGCUGCUCUCCCACGAGCUCCAGCGUCUGAACGGCCUGAGCAUCAGCCUCUACUCGCUGACCCCCGACUAUUUCCUAAACCUCCGCAGAAUGUGUGAACAGCUGCCCGAUUUCAUGAUCAAGAAAGUGGAGGAGGUGAUCCGCGGCGUGCGCCUGGGCAUCGAACGCGUGGCCCACGAGAAUGCCGAGCUGCAGCGCCAGAAGGCGGCCUUGGAGCACACCCUGAAGACCAGCCAGGAGGCCCAGGAGAAGGCCGAGAAGGAGGCGCAGGCCCGGGAGGCCAAGCUCCAGAGCGAGACGCAGCGGCAGAUGCAGCUGGCGCUCGAGGAGAAGGCAGCGCUGCGUAAGGGGCGCGACGAGCUGCUCAAGGAACUGGAGCAGAGGAAGCGUGAAGUGGAGCAGCUCAGGUUGCAGUGGGACGUGACCAAGAACUCCCUGGACACAUGUAUCCGAGCCAAGUCGCAGCCAGUGUUGGCACAGAAACCAAUGGGUGGUGCCCCCAACCCGCAACCCUUCGACCCCGCAGGCCUGGAGGAAUUUAAGAAGCGGAUUCUGGAGUCACAGGGUCUUUCAUCCAGCAGUGUGGCCGCCCCUCCUCCUCCUCCUCCUGCCCCUGCCAGUGGCUGAGAAGGUUGCCCGUGGCACCCCGGACUUGCCACCUGCGGACGGAUGCUGGGGGCACAGCACGGCACCCCCCCCAAGGCCCAGGGUGGCAGUCAGGCCAUCGCUUCUCUUCCCCCCCAAAACAUACACACACACCCCAUCACAGCCCCGGCCGCGUGAUGACACCACGCAGUCCCCCGAUGUCCCGCAGCACGGCGUGGCAUCCUGUUCUAGCGCCCGUCACGCACACGCCCGCUUGCACCCCAUCAUCUUGUCACCCCACCAGCGCUGGCCCUGUGUCCGGCUGGCUUAUCUCGGUGGCCCCUGCCCUGCUGGGCCUGGGAGGUGAGAACGGGAAGUGUCCAGCGCCCUGAGAGUUUCCAGGCCUCCCGUGUCUGGCCCAGCAGUGACAAGGCCCCCCAUGCAGGCUGCUGGCCCGGGCUGCCUUCUUCCUCGCACACUUACCACCCCGUGUAUGUACACCACCAGCGUUGAAUAAAUGCUAGCGGAUUCCCUGA